Messenger RNA from Esox lucius (northern pike), 2850 nucleotides. RefSeq lists its product as uncharacterized. The transcript is spliced from 3 exons. Bases 202 to 1872 code for a protein of 556 amino acids. The record is from RefSeq and is a predicted model, not a curated record. Lineage: Eukaryota; Metazoa; Chordata; Actinopteri; Esociformes; Esocidae. Gene Ontology annotation, molecular function: RNA polymerase II cis-regulatory region sequence-specific DNA binding; DNA-binding transcription factor activity. Gene Ontology annotation, biological process: regulation of transcription by RNA polymerase II.
AUAAUUUGUCGAAGCUUAUAAAAACAUAACCAGGGAGAUGUGGCGGUCGCGUGCCGACCACACAGACCUUUCUAGUAGAUUUCUUUUUCGAUCGUUCUCCCGUUCGGUUAAAUAUCCUACAUUCUUUUUGCUUCGUGGUAGGCUGAUGAAAACCAAACAGACGGGAAUAGCUGGGCAGAUCGUCACCCGUUAUUGUUCUAAAUGGACAAAGACAAGUUUGCUGUGAGCCAUGGCCCAUGCUCCUGGUUGGAGAUGCACCAGUUCAUUGGAGACCUGAUGGUUUCUGGGGAGCCUGUAGGACUGAAAGAUGCCCCACCAGCAGCCUCAGCACAGCCCAGACAGACCCAUGCCCACGAAGAGAGCUGCAGAGAAGCCCGAGACGGAGACAGCUGUGGACCACAGGCCCAGCACUCCACCUGCACUUGCCCUGGCUGCCCUUACUCGUUUUCUCCUACCUUUGUCCAGACCUUAAAGCCCAGAGAGACUGUGUCCUCACAGCUCCAGGCCAGCCAGCCCCAGAGACAAGACAAAGAGACUAGUACCCAUAGCCCCAGCCCCGCUCCAACUAGUCAAACGAGCCAGGGUCCUUCAUCAACAAACCCCCUGCCGCACAUUCCCACCUUUCCUUGUCUCUGCUGCCACCGGGGGCUCCAGGCCUGUGCCCAGCUCCUGCACCACAAACAGGGGGCUGCCGACUUCCCCUUUUCGCACGCACACACUCACGCCUACCACCACCGCUGCCCCCUGACCUCCUGCCUGCCCCACCAUCACCACCACUCCCACGCUGGCCAAUCCCCUGCCACCCUGCCUUGCCUUCCCUGCCAGUGUUCCUUUCCCUCCUGCUCCCAGUUACUCCGUCACCAGCAGAGCCACGCCAACCCCCAGUCCCAGGACGGAGGGGUGACCACUGUGUCCCCGGCGCAACACCCGUGCAUGCACUGCUCCGCCUCCUUCCCCCGGCCCUCACAGCUCCUGCAGCACCAGCGCGCCCAGCACGCCCACAAGGCCGGCGGCUUCCUGUGCACCGAGUGCGGUCGUGUCUUCAACUCCCACUCCAACCUCCGCAUCCAUCUCAACGUGCACACGGGUGCGCGGCCCUACGCCUGUCCCGACUGCGGCAAAAGCUUCAGCCAGUCGGGAGCGUUGAAGAUCCACCGCCGCAUCCACACCGGCGAGAGGCCUUAUGCCUGCCCCUACUGUGGGAGGGGCUUCCCUCACCUGGCAGGGGUCCGGGCCCAUCAGAGGACCCACACAGGGGAGAAACCCUUCUGUUGCACCCAGUGUGGGAAGUGCUUCACGCAGUCGGGGGCGCUGAAGAUCCACACCAGGAUCCACACCGGGGAGCGACCUUUCCUGUGCAGCCUCUGUGGGAAGGGUUUCUCAAACCGCUCCGGCAUUCGCUUCCACCAGCGCACGGUCCAUGGGACGAUGUCGGAGAUGCGCGGAGUUGGUGGAGCCGGUGGGGCCCAUAAGGGAAGACCGGGUCUCAGCACCUCCACUGGUCCCAUGGGACACGCCGGUGCUGUUCCAACCGGGAUGAGCCGUAACCGCCACACUCAUGUGAGCUCCAGCACCUCUGCCCCUGUCAAAGUCCUCCCCCUUGGGUCGCUGUUUGCGCCUUCAGAACAAGGUCUGACUGUAAGCCCAGACACGGAGCCCCAGUCCCAGUCCAGCAGACUCCAGACCCCCUCCAGGAGACCAGAGCCAGGGAGUAGCAGGGAGAAAAGGGCUCUGCUGUACAUCUGUGAGGACUGUGGGCAGCGUUUUGGAGAUGCUCCUUCCAGAAACAGACACCAGUCUCUGAUGCACUACUCUACAGAGGUGGGGGGGGAGGCGGGGGACUCUGGUGAGGAGACACAAAGAGAUGGGUGAAGGAGAGAUGGAUGAUGGUAGCUUGACGCACUCCAUUGUUGGAUAAAGGGCAGACAGAGAUUUGGGAAAAUGGAAUGGAGAAAAGAGUGACAGACUCUUACAUUACCUUUUUUCUUUCCUUGCCAUUCACCAUGUAGUAAUUUAGCAGAGGGUCUUAUCAAGAGCAACUUACAGCAAUUAAAGGUAACUGUCCUGCUCAAGGACAGAAUGAAAGACUUUUCACUUUACUAGCUUGGGGAUUUAAUUCAGCAACCUUUCAGUUACUUGUUCGAAGCUCCAACCUCUAGACCAUCCUCAAAGGUGUAGUAAAGGAAGAUCAGAGAAUAGAAAGGGAAAAUACAAUGGAAGUGUCUCCAUCGGUAUGAUAUUUCAAUAAUAUUUUAGAAAUGAUUGUGUAUUUGCACUUCAAAUAUAAUCCAGGCUUUGGGCAUCCUUUUGCUGCAGUUCUCGGUUACUGGAAGUACAUGUUUUCUUUACCAUCUUAUUCAGAGCCUUAAUUGUUUGAAAUCCAUCAAAUCUGGUUUAGUAAUAUACACAAAACACACCAGAUAAUGUCAUUUUGAUUGUGUGAAAUUGUGCAUUACAGGUAAAGCGUUAAAAGACGAUAUGCUGUGCACUAAGUGGGUGAGGAAGCAACUCAUUAUCCGCCAUUUGUAAAUUAAAUCUAUAGACAGUUGAUCCAAUGUGGCUGAGUAUUCCGAGUGACACAAGUGAUUAUUCACGAUUCAAGGUGCUGUUUUUUUCCAUAUAGUUUUCAAAAUCCAGACAAUAUGAAGUUUGUUGACUACACUGCCACAUGACUUAAGGCUUGAUUAGGCCAUACAAAAAAUACAGCUGUUAGAAAUGCAAAGUUUUGCAACCAUAAAUUACAAUUUCUCUUGGCGUUAUACUUCUUUCAGGAUUAGGAACCAUGUAACAUUAAGUGGACAAAAGGUUCAUACAUGGCUCUGAUUUACUAAAUACCUUGUUAUAAUUGGA